Messenger RNA from Pomacea canaliculata, 2022 nucleotides. RefSeq lists its product as uncharacterized. NCBI's taxonomy places the organism in Eukaryota, Metazoa, Mollusca, Gastropoda, Architaenioglossa, Ampullariidae. The transcript has 12 exons. Gene Ontology annotation, molecular function: carbohydrate binding. Gene Ontology annotation, cellular component: external side of plasma membrane. The coding region runs from base 97 to 1926 and encodes 609 amino acids. Gene Ontology annotation, biological process: biological process involved in interspecies interaction between organisms. The record is from RefSeq and is a predicted model, not a curated record.
GAGGUGCUUACUUGAUCACGUGACCAGUCUGUAGGCGAAGUGUUUGACAGGUGCAAGGUACUUAACGAAGGGGAGCAGAGAGGUGUGCAGACGACGAUGGCUCCCGCCGCCUGGUUGUCGCUGCUUCUGCUGGUGCUGACGGCACAGGACACUGCUGACGCUCAAACGUUCGACACCAACGCCACUUAUCAGAUUGCGGCCAAUUUCUCCGACGGCAUUGUGGCCAGUGGAAUCUACGUGUGCGAUGACGUGGUGUCUCCCCGAUACGCUUGUCCCAACACCAGCUGGACCCUCCUCCCUGCCUCUGACGGGCCGAUGUGUCUUCAGCUGGUGGACAUGUUGGAGACGUUUUACGGUGCGACUCAGUCUUGCUGGAACAUGGGCGGGCGACUGUUAACUAUUACAUCAGAAACACGCCAGAGAGCUGUGGAGAGUUUCAUUCCAUUUCGAUACGCCGGAGAGCUAUGGAUUGGUCUCAAAAGAGAUUAUAACUAUGGACCAUUUUACUGGCAAGGGCUGGGGCAAUAUUACUCACUCAGUUAUGUGAAUGACUACUACUACUCAAACAUGAUCAAUCAUUGCUGUGGAUACGAUUGCACCUACUUAACCUACCCUUACAGAAAGUGGGAUAUAGUACCUUGCUACUACAACAAACCGUACAUCUGCGAAAGAGACAAAGUCUGCGUGGAUGGCUUUGUGGGAGACAACUGUGACCAGGCCUGCCAUUGCUACGGAGAGCCUUGCAAAGAGGGACAACCGUGCAAGUAUGGGUGUGAGGCAGGGUGGACAGGUCCCUACUGCUACACACGCGUGAAGAGGGCAGAGGUCAUCUACUACUGCGUCAACAACACGGCGGAGGGUCGCUACGCGCUGGUGAGGAUUAACCCUUUCGGACGCCAGUACCAGACGGUGCAGCUGACAGACGAGGCCGGCACCCCCCAGCUCUGGUGCAGCGGCUCCGAGAUGUGGUACGACGACACCGGCGUCUACUCCGUCAAGAUCCCCGUCACCCGGGGUAACGAGUGGCAAGUGGGCUUUGUCUGCGGGGGCAAUCGGACGGGACACAACUCCUACAAGUGGCUGUUGAACCUACAAGAGAAAAAAGGAGUGUUGCUUCCCCUUGACCGGCGGGUGGAGCUGUCAUGUGACUUCGAUCAGGCGGACAGCACGGUUCAGACACAGUCACAGAACGUUGCCGUAGAAAGUGAUCAACCAAACAAUGCCCUCCCCUCAGUGGAAAAACCCUUGAACUCUCGCGAGUUCGUGAACUUGGCUGUGACCGACUCCUACUCGGGACAACUUCUCACAAGGGCAAAGAUUGGCGCCAACGUGCAACUGCGCAUGACACUGACCACAUCACCAGGUCUCAGGGCCCAGGGAGUGUCUCCGUACGACUGUGUCGCCAGUUCCGGAGAUGGUCUCUACCAGCUUCCUCUGACCGACUCUGAUGGCUGUCCAGCAGGUGGAUCCACUGUCAUCUCUGAACUCAGGGGACAUAACGGCACGGUUAAAUCCGAUCCCUUCCAGUUGUUCGCCUUUGCCGGUCAGAACACUCUACAGAUCGUCUGCUCCUUCCAGUUCUGCUUCACUCGGGAGGACGCUCUGUGCACUGAUCGAUGUAAUACGAGGAGAAUGGCACCUCUGACCACCAUUAGUUACAGGGACACCAUCACUAAUUACGGGGACAGCAACUCUAGUUACGGGGACACCUCCACUUACAAUUACUGGACCACCACCUCGUACAGGUUCCGCAAGAAGCGAGAAGCCAACUCACCAGAGUUCGCUACCGCGGUGGUCACGAUCAUAAAAGAACCCAGCAGCACGGACACCAAGCCCACAGCCAGCAUGGCGGCUACUAACACAGUGCAUCAGGUUGUCUGGGCAACGCUUCUCUUCCUGCCUCUUCUUUGUGGCUUUAGUGUCUAAACUUUUAUUUGUUGAUUUAUUCGUUCUCAGGUUCGUUUUUGAUAGUUAAAACACCUUCUAAUGUUGUUUUAUAAGCCCUUUCAACCUUAUCUAUAA